Molecule: messenger RNA, 1772 nt
Organism: Prunus dulcis (almond)
Lineage: Eukaryota; Viridiplantae; Streptophyta; Magnoliopsida; Rosales; Rosaceae
Product: ultraviolet-B receptor UVR8-like
Exons: 11
Coding region: 165-1622 (485 amino acids)
Source: RefSeq, a predicted model, not a curated record
AAGUCCACACACCGAGCUUGAAAAACUCUCAACAUUUCUCUCUCCAAACAGAAACAGCAAGAAAAUCACAAAGAAAACCCCGAAAAGGAAACUAGAAAAAAUAUAAAAAAAGGUUCUCACUUUGCUUUCUUUUUCCCUUGUUUGGUUUUCAAACUAUACCAGCGAUGAAUGGGGAGAAAAAUUUCGAAGAAGAAGUGAAAAUGGAAGAGGAGAAAGAGAAGGUGGUGUUCAUGUGGGGCUAUCUUCCUGGAGCUCUACCGCAAAGGUCGCCUCUUUUGUCGCCGACCAUCGUGCGGACGCCCGGCCCCGAGUACACGUAUAAGGAUGUGUGUGGAGGCGGUUGCGGCUUCGCCAUGGCCCUUUCUGAGUCUGGAAAGAUUAUUACAUGGGGUUCAACAGAUGAUCUAGGUCAAAGCUAUGUGACAUCUGGGAAGCAUGGGGAAAAUCCGGAGCCUUUUCCUCUUCCAACUGAUGCUUCUAUAGGAAAAGCUGCCGCAGGUUGGGCUCAUUGUGUUGCAGUCACAGAUAUUGGAGGAGUUUACACAUGGGGAUGGAAAGAGUGUGUUCCGUCUGGAAAGUUUCUUGGAGAGCAACCUAUGGGGGCAAACGUUGAAAAGGAUGCAAUUGAAAGGCAGAGUUCUUAUUUGAACGAGCAAGUUAGCCCUCGCUCUCAAGGCUCACAAUCCACUGGCGGGGCAUUUUCUGUUAGUGAUCCUCGAGGAUCUGGAGAAGAAAGUACAAAGCGACGAAGAUUAUCUUCGGCAAAGCAAGCGGCUGAAAGUUCAUCAUCUGGUGAUGAACCUCUCUCAGCAUUGCCAUGCCUUGUGACAUUGAACCCAGGAGUUAGAAUAGCUACAGUUGCUGCUGGAGGGCGCCAUACUCUGGCAUUAUCAGUUUCAGAUAUAGGACAAGUGUGGGGAUGGGGCUAUGGAGGUGAAGGGCAACUUGGUCUGGGCUCCCGGAUACGUAUGGUAUCCUCUCCUCAUCCUGUACCUUGCAUUGAGCCCUCUUCUUAUGGAAAAGAUAGAUCUGCAGCACUGCCUCGAGGAACCAUGGGUUCAGAGGGACUCGGUCUUCGAGUUCCUGGUAAUUAUGUGAAGGGGAUCGCAUGUGGAGGGCGACAUAGUGCAGUAAUCACAGAUGCUGGAGCAGUACUUACUUUUGGUUGGGGGCUGUAUGGACAGUGUGGGCAAGGAAGUACAGAUGAUGAAUUAAGCCCGGCUUGUGUAUCUUCACUACUGGGUAUCCGGAUAGAGGGUGUUGCUGCAGGACUGUGGCACACUGUCUGCAUUUCAGCUGAUGGUGAUGUUUAUGCAUUUGGCGGGAAUCAGUUUGGACAGCUGGGAACUGGAGCUGAUCAAGCUGAGACUAUACCAAGACUUUUGGAUGCUCCAAGUCUGGAAAAUACAAAUGCAAAGAUUGUUUCCUGUGGAGCACGUCAUAGUACCAUAAUCACAGACGAUGAUAAAGUUUUCGGCUGGGGAUGGAACAAGUACGGUCAGCUUGGCUUGGGUGAUGUGAUCGACCGCAACAUUCCAGCUCAAGUCACAAUUGAUGGAUGUGUGCCAAAAAAUGUGGCAUGUGGCUGGUGGCAUACCUUACUACUUGCUGAACCCACUUGAGUUCUUCUAGUCCAGAGGCCAUGGUACAGUUUUGUUAGGUAGUGUUCAUUGAACAGCUGGUAGCUAUUGAGUAACAUGUACAUACAGUAGUUUGUAUAUACAUAUGCAUAUGUAUUAUGUAUGUAUAUGCAUGUACUGCUCAUUCUUUCA